AGAACUUUGCAAAGAGAAGGGGAAAAAAAAUGUUUUGGUCCGAGCCCGACGAGGAGGAGGAGGCGCUUCUUUGCAGCCCGGCUCUAAUGGCCAGGAGAGCGUCCGAGUCCUGGAUCGUCGCGCCCCCUGUCGAGGCGAUGCCGGUCGCAGCAAUGACCCUUCAACGAAAAAAGUCACUGCCGGAUGUGGCCCAAGGUAUUCAAUUAACAGCAACAACACCAUUAUCGAGGGAAGAAGUUAGUGUUCUAAGUAGUAUGAGGAGAGAAGAAAUCCGUAGGCAGAUCGACGAGAGCGAAAGGCUCAGGGCCAAUCCUCUUCUCUACCUGGUCAGUCCUCAGGUCAAAGACUGGUUCUCCCGGCAACAGCUGGUAAUGCUGGUGCUCUUCAUCAACAUAUCCUUAGCCCUGAUGUUCUUCAAGUUGCUGACGUAGCAGCCAGCCAAUGAUCGGGUUCACGGACUCGUGGUAGACGUGACCUGAGACCUCAGGGUGUCUCGAGACGCCCUGGGUCGUCAAACGUGGCAUAAAUUUCUCGAGAGAAAGGAAAUAUCAAGAAAGGAUGGUAAGGUAUGAUGCCACACACCUGACCGUUGAAAACGGCUUUUUCGAACGACCGAGAAAGAGAAACGGAAAGACAGAAGGGAGAGGGAGAGAGAGAGAGAGAGAGAGAGAGAAGAAGAGAAAGGGAACGAGGAAGGAGAAUCCCAUAUUCGUGUCCUUGAAGAGGAACGAUUUUGUGAAAAAGUUCCAUUGUGGGACCUGCUUCAAACGGAGAAAGGAAGGAAAAACACAAAAAAAAGAAAUAUAAACAACAAGUUAAUGGAUGAUUUUGCGGUGUAUAAGAUUGUCGUCUAGAUGGUUAAAAAAAGAAUAAAAUAUGAAAAAAGAGAAAAAAAAAUUUUACAGAAACGAAGAUAAAUAACAAUAAGAGAAACAAUUUCGGGAUUAUUAUUUUUAAACCCGAUGGAAAUUUUGAAGACGAGGUCCAGAUUUCAAGCGAAACAUUGAUUCAAUAUAUACAUAUACAUAUAUAUAUACAUAUAUAUAUAUAUAUAUAUAUAUAUAUGUAUGUAUAAAAAAAAGAAAAAAUGGUGAAAGGAGAAAUAAUAGAGAGAAAAAAAAGUAUAUUAUAAUUUAACAGGCGCGUAUCACGAGUAAAAGAAAAUAAUCGAUUUGAUUUAGAAAAUGGGUCGUCGACGACCCUUUAUCAUACCUAUUUUUACACAGAUAUUUUAAUAAGACUACUACUACAAUUACUUAAUAUUUACUACAACUACUACUUCUAAUUGUAAGAGUAGCUCGAGUCUUGUUUAUAGUUAAGCCGAAUUAACGCGGCCGAAUGAUUAUGCGCACACGAAUUCCUCUUUCUUUAAAUUAAUUAUUAUAUAUACAGCGUCGUCUUUUCUUUUUUGUUUUCCUUAUCAAACGAUCGACUUGAAGGCGAGAAUUAUUGGCUAGAAUUAAAUCUCGAUACGAUCUUCUGUAUGUAUGUAUGUAUGCGUACGUAUCAAUUUUGAAACAUACAAUGAAUCGAUAUGAAUACAUAUGAAUGAACGAUAGAAUUCAUUUUAAGGAAGAACGAAAUAGACGUUCCUAUAUUUAGCAAAAAAAAAAAAAAAGAAAAAACAACAAAAAAAUUGUUUCAUCGAUCGAUGAAAAAAAAAGGAAAAAAAAAACAACAACAACAAAAGAAAAGAAAAGAGAAUGAAAUUAUGGCAGUGAUUUUGGAAAUUAGCAGAAAAGAUUUUAUCGAAUAAGAAGAAUUUUGUCGGGUACAUGGAAUUAAAUUUUGCAGAGUAAUUUUUAUGAGGGAUAAAGGAAAGGAUUAUUAUUAUUAUCACUACUAUUAUCAAGAGCGAGGUCUAACAAUGAAAAAUAUUUUUACAGCAAAAUGUUCGGAGUUUUUGAGAUAAACGAAGACGAUCGAACUGUGAAGAGCUUUCAAAAGGCGUCAUAUCUUUUUUAAAAAAGGACGUAAAUACGAACAUGUUUUUUCUAUCGCGUAGCUUUGCUAGAUAAACGGUCGGUCGAAUACGACACGAUUGGAGAAUGUGUAAUUGGAGGAUAUAUAAUAGAUAAUUUAGCGAGACGCGUUAAUUUAGAAAUUUUUUGUAAAAAUAGAAAAAGAAGAGAACGAAGAAGAGAACACACGCUCCGAAUCGUCACGAGCUAUUUGUAACUUUUUUCGUGGCGUCGAGCUAAUUCUUAAUGGAUUGAUCUACGGCUCGAAUGCAUUAAUAAGAUUCGUGGACGUAGCUUGGGUAUAUAGAAGCGAUGCUGAUUUCGCGAAGCGUUCGCAUAAUUUGUGCCGUUAAAUCGUUGGUGAAACUGGUGAAAGAAGAAGAAAAAAAAAAGCAAGAGAAAAGAUGAAAAGAAAGAGAGAAAGAGAAAUAUUAUUCAGCUUCUUUUUCCUGAUAAAACACACAAUUAUAGACCGGUGCGAUUGUCCAACGUAAAUUGAACGUAUGUAAAUCUUUUCAAAACGCGAAACUUCCUAGGCGAAAUAGCGUUAAAAAUAUAAAUAGAAUUUGUAGCUCGACGAUACGCGUAUCUGAUUAUUUACAUCUCAGACGGAACGAGAAACGAGAGGAAUAUGAAAAAGAAAAAGAGAGAAAAAGAAAUGUUAUUAAUUGCUAAGCUGAUAGAUAGUUGAGCUCAGGUAGGUUUCGUGAUUAAUAUCUCAUAGACAUGUCUGGCGGAUAUUUAAAUAGUCAAAUUCAAAAUAGGAUUAAUUUGUUAUCGUGCGGAGCGUUUGAGAAUUGUACUUGAGUAUUCAAGUCGAAUUGAUGAUCUCGAUAGAAAAAGAAAAAAGAAAGAAAAAAAUAAAGAAAGAGAAAUGAAAGAAGAAUUAUCGAGUUCUCUCUAUAUUAAAGAAUAAAAAUAAAAAUAAUUUACGCACCGUAAUUUUUUGUAAUCAAUGAUAAAUAUACUCGAGUUACUUCAAAAGAUGCUCCAUGCUCUCACAGUGAUAUUAUAUAAGAGAAAAUGAAGGACAGUAAUGUUGUCUCUCUUUUGUACGACAUUCGAAAUUAUUCGAAAAUGUCGAUUACGGAAAUUCCUCCUUCCCGUUCUCGAGUGUUUGCAUUUUUCCAGCCUCGAGCAUAGCUGAAAUAUUUAAAGAUACAUUUGUAAAUAAAAACGAAGGAAGGAAAAAAAAUAAAACGUAUACCGUAUCCGUUCAAUCGUGCUCGUACUUCUAUCGAUCUAUCGAUCUUUCCACGAAGUGUCUUAAGGAAAAUCUUUGUUGGAGCCUUCGACGAAUCUAACGAGCAUCCUAUAUGCAUAGAAAGAAGAAUUUAAUAUGUGCUAAUAUGUUGAUAAGAUCUACAUUGGACGACACACAAUACAUUUUUGUCGACUUUCUUAAAAAAAGAGGAAACACAAAAUGAAGAAACAUAAGAGAGAAAGAGAAAGAGAGAGAGAGAGAGAACGUGAGAGAAAAUAAACAAUGCUGAACAUAUAACAAUACAAAAAAUGAAUAGAUAUUCGAUAGUAAUCUCAAGAUUAGUAUAAUUUCGCGAGAAUUAUCUCGUUUUACCAAGACGAGCACGUAAAACGGAACGUUUUGGAGUUAAGGGAAUUUCAAUUCGUCAAACAUAAUAGAAUAUUUUCGAUGGUAUAGCUUUUAAUGUAAGCGCUAAUGAAGUUGUCAUUUUUUAAAUGAAAAAAAAAAAAAAGAUAUAGAUGAGAAUGAGGAAUAAGAAAGGAAAAAAGGAAACAUGAAAAAAACAAAAUCUUGUUUUUCUUCUUUCCCGAAUGCGUCGAGCUCAAAUGACUCUUCGAAUUUGUUAAUCUAACAAUAAAAAAAAAAACAAAAAAAAAAACAAAAAAAGAAAAAAAAUGUAUCUGGGAACACGAGUAUUGAUAGGGAUGCUGAAAGAAAAAUAGAAAAAGGGAGUUAACACAUGUGCGUGUGUAUGUUUUUGAAAAUAAGAUUACUUAAUGAAAGGCGUGUGUAUCGAUAAUUGGAAUACGAUUUGAAGGAUUUUCUGUUUUUCCUUACAAGCCGCAUUCAUGCAUACACACAUAUACAUAUUCGUAAAUAUAUAUAUAUAUGUGUAUAUAAAUUUACGUACACACCUACAUACUAGCGCAAACAUCACUCACUUGUGCCGAAUCUUGUAUUAUGACAUAUAUAUAUAUAUAUAUAUAUAUAUAUAUAUA
This is a messenger RNA of Vespa mandarinia (Asian giant hornet), 4163 nucleotides long. RefSeq lists its product as uncharacterized. Lineage: Eukaryota; Metazoa; Arthropoda; Insecta; Hymenoptera; Vespidae. The record is from RefSeq and is a predicted model, not a curated record.